UAUAGUUGGCAAAUCUUGUUAUUGCUCAUGGUAUUAUCCAAUGUUUUAGUAAGUGUCUGGCUUUGUUAAUUUAUUUUGUGCUGUCCUGCUAGUUUACAGUCAAUGUAGUUGCCAGGUGAAGCUGAAAGCUAUUAUUUCUUAUUCCUAUGCUGACUAAUUAGUCUUUUGUUUCCUUGUAUCAGAAAGUCACAGACGCAGUGAGUUUAAAGCUAAUCAAUUACUAUACAUGUAUUGCAUGAAAUCAAACAGAAAUGGCAUUUAGCAUGCUCACUUUCUGAUCUAGUAAUAGCUCUGAGCUUGUAGAGCUCCCAUUAGCUUAAAGGCAGAGAACUGCAUGAACUUGCACAAAUUGAAAGCAAACUAAUUAGUAUUUUCUCUAAACAAAUAGCAGCAAUAGUUAAAUUGGAUAUUUCAGGGCUUGACCAUGCAGAACUCCUGCCGAAGUCAAUGGGAGAUGGGCACUUGGUCCCUCCACAAGCAUAGUCUGAUUCACUAUUUUGUUGGAACUUUGGACUUGCUAUUCCAUUAAUUGACGGUUCUCUUUGUCUUUGUAUUUACUUUCCCAGAUGUUCCAGCCUAUCAUUUUACUUAUUCUCAUCCUUGUAUUAUUUUCAUCCCUUUCAUACACAACAAUAUUUAAACUUGUCUUCCUUUUUACACUGUUUUUUGUACUGUAAGCCAUUCAUCAUUUAUUGUUCAUUGUAGUAUUAUUUUCAGUUUGUUUAUUUUGUCCACCCUCCAAGAUAAGAAGUGCAAGAGACAUAGUUUCUGUAAUAACCACUGCUGUAAAAACACUGAAGACUACUUGUUUGCCAAAACCAAAACAAAACCAAAAAAACUGAAAAAAACCCCAUACCAAAAAGUCACCCAGUUGAAUAGGAAACCCAGUCACCAUGGUGUUCCAGAUCAAGAUUCACAGGACUGGAUCCCAGCUAGCUAUGCAUUUCAUUGCUUUCACUGCUGUUUAGAGAUGGACUGAAAAACUUCUAAAGGAUUUCUUAUUCCAUGAAAGGAAACAUUUGGGGAAGAAAGAAAAAAAGCAGAGGUAUCUUAUUGCUGUUACACAGACUGUAACCAUGGACUUGCGUAAACAACUGGAGAAUACUGAGAGGAACUGGAAUAAAGAGAAGAUGGAAUUGCUGGAGAGAUUUGACAAUGAAAGGAAAGAAUGGGAAUGUCAAUGGAAGGUCAUGCAGAAGAAAAUAGAAGAGCUUUACCAGGAGGUAAAACUUAGAAGGGAGAGCAAUAUGAAUGCCCAUGAUAAUAAAGCCAUUCAGAGCAAGAUGCUGCAGCUGUCCACGCAUUCCCCUGCUUCAGAAGAGAGUAACACAGUGGAGCUGAACGAUCAAUACAAUAUGGCAAAUGACAGGAUGGAAAAAGGGAGUUUGCUCGGUAAAACAGGACUCGAAUGCAAAGAAAACAGAGCCAAGAGCAGAAACAACACUCUGUUAAUGGACAAUCUUGCCUUUGAGAGCUGUGAGGAACCUGAAGAGAGUGUCAGCAUCAAAAUGUCAAAAAAAAAUAACAAGAAUUAUAUUGGUGAUCUCAAUGUAGCUCUCAAAGAACUUGCCAGAGUCAGUGAAGAAUUAUGCAGCUAUCAAGAAGAAAUUCGAAAGAAGUCCAACCACAGAAGAAUGAAGUCACUUCCUUUCCUGGGGGAAUUUGAGGAAACCCAAAACACAGUUAUUCUGCCUGAAAUGAACCAUAUGUCCAGCAAUGAAUCACCGACUUCAGUUGCUUUUGAGACAGAGGAACAUAAAAACAGGAAGAAUCUGAUGAGCUCCACUAAGGCUUUGAAGGACAUGUCUUAUGGUGAUCUUACUGGUGACAGAGGAAUAGACUUCAGACCUUGGCAGAAGAAAGAAGCUCCACCAGUUCCUCCACGAAGCACUUCUCGGCACCUAACAAACUCGCUUUCUGCAGUUGUACAGCUUUCUGAAACUCUAAUAAGGGAUCCAGGCAUCAAAGGCAAUUACAAGGCUCAGGGCUGUAGGAGUGGAAGGAAACUGAUCAGUCCUUCACCUCUAAACCAGAAUGAAACUGCAGCAGCCUGGGCAAAUGAAGGGCAGGCUGUGAAAAGUCCUCUGAUAGUAACUGCUUCAAUACCUGUAAUCAAAAAUGAGUGCAGCGUACCAACAAGUUUCUGCCACAACACAUGGGCAUAUGAUGUGGGCAAACUUGGAAGAGACAACAGAAGUGAACACUCCCCAUUGUCAGCCCAAAAGAGUUGUUCAGAUGGAAAUAUGGCCCAAAGCAACAAGAUGCACCAGAAACAAAAUCCCAAGUCUCACAGCAGCCCUUAUUAUAGUGAUAACUUUUACGCUCCUGCUAACCUGCACAGUGAUCUUCUGGAAGACUCCAGGUAUACCUGGGGAAAGACGCAAAGAAAUGAAACUUUAGCAGCAAAGAUUGAUGAGUUUAACCGGACUGUAUUUCACACAGAUAAACGUAACAAUGCUUUGCAGGAAAAUCAGGUGCCUCAAACAGCAUCAGAAGAUCACAAACCCUGCGUCCCAUCGUGUGACUCUGCUAUCAGCAGGACAGAAACUGUGAAUACAUCCUGCGCUUCAAAUCCCAAACUCUCUGCAGCAAAGGAGCACGAAACUAGCAAUGCCAGCAGAGCUGUCAGAGCAGCAGGGCAACAAAAGCAAAUAAAUGGACUUCCAAAUACUAGCGGUUACAGGCACAUGCUUCAUGAGCAUGACUGGAGACCAAGUAAUUUAUCUGGUCGCCCGCGUUCGGCUGACUCAAGGUCCAACUAUGGUGUUGUUGAAAAGCUUUUGAAAAACUAUGAAAAAUCAACAGUGACUCCUCCGUGUAAUGCAAAAUGCUGCAAAGAUAAAUGCACACAGGCAAAUUCUGAAUUCACGGACAGGGGUUGUGAGACAUUGAGUCAGUAUUUAGAAACAGUCCAGAUUGAGCAAGGAAGGCAAGAAUUUCCAAGGAAUUCGGCCAGGCAUAUUGGGCAGCAACUCAAGCAAGGAAAAGAGAGACAGAAGUUACCAGAGAUAUCUGUGCCAGCUAAAUGUUCGAGUGGGAAGGGUUUCUCCCGGCCCGCUCGGCCAGCGAACCGACGCUUACCUUCCAGAUGGGCAUCCAGGUCACCGUCAGCACCACCUGCUGUGAGAAGAACAGCAGACAACUGCUCUGUCUCCUUUCGGUCAGAGACCUCAGUAGUCUGAACCCAGAGCUGGGUUGGAUGGUGUUGUGAAAACUCUACGCCUCCUUGUAGCGGCGUUCGGUAUGUGCUAAGAGCAACCAGUUCUACAGCGUUGUCUCUUGUCCGAGAGCGACCCCACCACAGGCCAGACAAAGCAUUUUGAAUCUUAGGCCAUCAUCACCAUGGUCUUCAGUGUUUUUAUUGAGAUGAAAUAACUAUACCCCUGUUUUUUUCUCUGUUGUUUUGGUAAUAGCUCACAAGGAAUUUCUUUUGAAUGGCAUCUUCUUUGAUUUGCCAAUCAAUUUUCAGUUGAACCAAUGUAUAGUGCUGUAUAUUCUGACUCUUCUGCAAACAGCAGAACGUAAAGCUGUAUGCAUGAUCAUGUGUUCGUAGGUGCAUGUGUUGGACUAGGAAGUAUACAGGUCUGUAUUUAGAACAGACAAACUGUGCUAGUGUUGACAAUGAAAUUACAACCUAUAUGCCUACAUA
Molecule: messenger RNA, 3649 nt
Organism: Merops nubicus (carmine bee-eater)
Lineage: Eukaryota; Metazoa; Chordata; Aves; Coraciiformes; Meropidae
Product: KIAA0408 ortholog
Exons: 7
Coding region: 1077-3182 (701 amino acids)
Source: RefSeq, a predicted model, not a curated record